AUGUCCUCAUCAAAUUUCUCCUAUAUUAGCCUUUUCUUCUUCUUUUUCAUCAUCCCAUACAUUCAAAGCCAACCCACUGCUCCAGCUCCGACCAAUGAUGCAAGUACGGUCAAUCUCACGGCGGUUCUUGAAACUGGUCACCAAUUUAACACAUUCAUACGACUCCUCAACACAACUCAAGUCGGGUUUCAGGUUAGUAUUCAACUCAAUAGCUCUGAUCAAGGGAUGACUGUCUUUGCUCCAACAGAUAACGCAUUCAACGACCUUAAACCCGGAACCCUAAACAGUCUCACACAUCAACAACAAAUCCAGCUCAUUCUCUACCAUAUCAUUCCAAAAUACUACUCCCUAGACGAUCUUCUCUUAGCCAGUAAUCCCGUUAGAACUCAGGCUACGGGACAAGAAGGAGGAGUCUUUGGGUUAAAUUUUACAGGACAAGGGCAAAUCAACCAAGUUAAUGUUUCUACCGGUGUUGUUGAGACAAGGAUCAAUAAUAUCUUAAGACAGAAAUUUCCACUAGCAGUUUACGUGGUGGACAAGGUAUUAUUACCCCAAGAGUUGUUCCGAACCAAAACUACUCCCACCGGAGCUCCGCCCCCGGAUGCCGAUUCUCCAUCUUCUGAUGAGGAGCACAAGUCUGUCGGAUCAAGAGUGAAGGGGACGAGUCUAGGCCUAAGUAAAGUGGAUUCAGAGAGACAUCUGCGUUUAACGGCGGCGAAUUCUCCCGGAGCCGGAGCUCUAUUGUUCCCACCACCAAGAGCCGCCGCAUCGCUGCAUUUUCCAAAGCUAGCUUUAAUGGCCUUUCAUGGAAUUAGAGAGUUGGAGAACUAUUUCGUGCCUUUCCUGCAGCAAUUCAAAAGCGCAAGGGAAUGGAAGAAAAUCCAUGCCUCCAUCAUCGUACAUGGACUGUCGCAAAGCAGCUUCAUGGUCACCAAAAUGGUGGAUGUGUGCGAUAAGAUUGGAGAUAUGGAGUAUGCAACUCGUCUAUUCAACCAAGUUUCGACUCCUAAUGUCUUCUUGUACAACUCCAUCAUUCGAGCUUACUCCCACAAUUCCUUGUAUCCAGAUGUGAUCCGUAUCUACAGGCAACUGCAGAGGAAGAGCCUUGAACUUCCAGAUCGUUUCACAUUUCCGUUUAUGUUUAAGUCUUGCGCAAGCCUCGGAUCAUGUUACUUAGGGAGGCAGAUUCACGGCCAUCUCUGCAAAUUCGGGCCUAAAUUCCACGUCGUGACAGAGAAUGCUCUGAUUGAUAUGUACAUGAAGUUUGAUGAUCUCGCUGAUGCGCAUAGAGUGUUCGACGAAAUGUGUGAGAGAGAUGUUAUAUCGUGGAACAGUCUGGUUUCAGGGUAUGCACGGCUUGGGCAGAUGAAGAAAGCAAAGACCUUGUUUCGUUCGAUGGCGGAUAAAACAAUUGUCUCUUGGACUGCGAUGGUCUCUGGGUACACAGGGAUUGGAUGUUACGUGGACGCCAUGGACGUCUUCCGUGAAAUGCAGAUGGCUGGUAUUGAGCCUGAUGAGAUCAGCCUCAUUUCUGUGUUACCAUCUUGUGCUCAUCUCGGAUCUCUGGAGCUCGGGAAAUGGAUCCAUAUGUAUGCAGAUAGGAAGGGAUUUCUGAAACAAACUGGUGUCUGCAAUGCUCUUAUUGAAAUGUACUCGAAAUGCGGUAUGAUUAGUGAAGCUAUCGAAUUGUUUACCAAGAUGAAGGGGAGAGAUGUGAUAUCGUGGAGUACAAUGAUCUCAGGGUAUGCGCAUCACGGUAACGCUCAAGGAGCGAUGGAAACAUUCGAUGAAAUGCAGAGAGCCAAGGUGAAGCCUAACGGGAUCACAUUCCUCGGUCUUUUGUCAGCUUGUUCACACGUUGGCUUGUGGCAUCAAGGGUUGAAGUAUUUUGAUAUGAUGAGACGAGAUUAUCAGAUAGAGCCCAAGAUCGAACAUUAUGGUUGUUUGAUCGACGUUUUGGCAAGAGCAGGAAAGCUUGAACGAGCGGUUGAAAUAACGAAGACAAUGCCGAUGAAACCUGACUCUAAGAUUUGGGGAUCACUGUUGAGCUCAUGCAGAACACGAGGCAAUCUUGAUGUAGCUCUGGUUGCAAUGGAUCAUCUUGUCGAGCUAGAGCCUGAGGAUAUGGGGAACUAUGUUCUGCUUUCUAAUAUAUAUGCAGAUUUGGGGAAAUGGGAAGAGGUUUCGAGGAUGAGGAAGCUGAUAAGGAAGGGAAACAUGAAGAAAACGCCAGGUUGUAGUUUGAUAGAGGUGAACAAUGUUGUUCAAGAAUUUGUUGCAGGAGAUCACAGUAAACCUUUUUGGACUGACAUCUCUUCGGUUUUGCAAUUGUUCUCUGCGCAUCAGAAUCCGAAUGUGAUUGAAAACAGCAAUACUCUCGAGUAUAUAUAG
Messenger RNA from Microthlaspi erraticum, 2391 nucleotides. The record is from the annotation of a GenBank genome assembly. NCBI's taxonomy places the organism in Eukaryota, Viridiplantae, Streptophyta, Magnoliopsida, Brassicales, Brassicaceae.